AUGGCGGCUGUUAUUAGCAUAUACCUCUUUAUUACAUUCGCCUGGGUAAUGCUUGCCGUUAAUAAAGAUGAUUUAUUCUUCCACGCACGUCGCACUCCAAAAUUCGGAUUCAUGUUCCAUGUUCAAGCCAUGUCCUUCAAAACAUUGUG
Molecule: messenger RNA, 149 nt
Organism: Dentiscutata erythropus
Lineage: Eukaryota; Fungi; Glomeromycota; Glomeromycetes; Diversisporales; Gigasporaceae
Source: the annotation of a GenBank genome assembly